AUGGAAGAUUUGAUGGACAUGGACAUAAGCCCCAUGAGGCCCCAGAACUAUCUUUUCAGUUGUGAACUAAAGGCUGACAAAGACGAUCACUUUAAGGUGGAUAAUGAUGAAAAUGAGCACCAGUUAUCUUUAAGAAUGGUCAGUUUAGGGGCUGGUGCAAAGGAUGAAUUGCUCAUUGUUGAAACAGAGGCAAUGAAUUAUGAAGGCAGUCCAAUUAAAGUAACACUGGCAACUUUGAAAAUGUCUGUACAGCCAAUGGUUUCCCUUGGGGGCUUUGAAAUAACACCACCAGUGGACUUAAGGUUGAAGUGUGGUUCGGGGCCAGUGCAUAUUAGUGGACAGCACUUAGUAGCUGUGGAGGAAGAUUCAGAGUCAGAAGAUGAAGAGGAGGAGGAUGUGAAACUCUUAAGUAUAUCUGGAAAGCAGUCUGCCCCUGGAGGUGGUAGCAAGAUUCCACAGAAAAGAGUAAAACUUGCUGCUGAUAAAGAUGAUGAUGAUGAUGAAGAUGACGAUGAUGAUGAUUUUGAUGAUGAGGAAGCUGAAGAAAAAGCCCCAGUGAAGAAAUCUAUACAAGAUACUCCAGCCAAAAAUCCACAAAAGUCAAAUCAGAAUGGAAAAGACUCAAAAACAUCAUCAACACCAAGAUCAAAAGGACAAGAAUCCUUCAAAAAACAGGAAAAAACUCCUAAAACACCAAAGGAACCAGUUCCGUAGAAGACAUUAAAGCAAAAAUGCAAGCAAGUAUAGAAAAAGUGCAUUGAACAGCUCUGGGCACUACAUGUAAAUUAAGCCCAAAGAUGAGGAGAAAGGAAAAGGAGAGACAAAUAUAGUCCAUACUGAGUGUCAUCAACAAUCCAGACUGAAGUCUUCUAUUUAAAUCUCAAUCCCCUUUUCUGAUUUGCCACCCAUGCCUCUUCAGGCUGGAAACAAUCUCACUCUUGGUUCCCUAAAGCACUUUCUUCUGACUGCUGUGAUACAGUGAAGCUUGCCCUUUGCUUUCUAUUACUUGUGCAUUUGCCUCACCUCUGACAAUGUUUUAAAUCACCUUUGUAUCUCCUCAGCUGCUCAAUAAAUAUUUGAAUGAAU
Messenger RNA from Macaca mulatta (Rhesus monkey), 1086 nucleotides. The record is from RefSeq and is a predicted model, not a curated record. Lineage: Eukaryota; Metazoa; Chordata; Mammalia; Primates; Cercopithecidae.